GCAGGCGCCCCGAGGAGGCCCCUUCGACCUCGACCGCGCAGGCGCCCCGAGGAAGCUCCCUCUUCCCCGACCUCGCAGGCGCCCCGAGGAGACCCCGCCCCCGCCCCGUUCCCCGGACCGCGCAGGCGCCGCGAGGAGGCCUCUCCGACACCAAUCGCGCGGGCGGCGCUUCCGGGCGAACAUGGCGGUUGCGUUAGUGCUGCUGCGCGAGCUCCGCCGGGGCCCGGGCUUGGGGCGGCUGUGGGGCCCAGGCUCGGGCUGGAACCCUACCCUCUCCGCCGGGGCCGGGACGGGGCGGCCGUACUUGGCCCACAGGCCUCCGGUGGGUGUCGUCGGGGCCGGAGGCCGAGCCCCGCAGAGCUUCCAGUUGCGUCCGCUGUCUCCUGCCUUUGAAAGGAUCAGCAGAUUGUUAUUGACACAACACCUAGUUCAGAAUCCACUCAGACUCUGGCAACUUUUAGGUGGUACUUACUAUUUUAACACCUCCAGGAUGAAGCAGAAGAAUAAGGACAGUGAUAAAUCCAAGGGGAGGACCCCUGAGGAUGAGGAAGAGGAGAGGAGACGGAAGGAGCGGGAGGACCAGAUGUACCGCGAGCGGCUGCGCACCCUGUUCAUCAUCGCUGUCGUCAUGAGCCUGCUGAACGCCCUCAGCACCAGCGGUGGCAACAUUUCCUGGAACGACUUUGUCAAUGAGAUGCUGGCCAAGGGCGAGGUGCAGCGGGUUCAGGUGGUGCCUGAGAGUGAUGUGGUGGAAGUCUACCUGCACCCUGGAGCCGUGGUGUUUGGGCGGCCUCGGCUGGCCUUGAUGUACCGAAUGCAGGUUGCCAAUAUCGACAAGUUUGAAGAGAAGCUUCGAGCGGCUGAAGAUGAGCUGCACAUCGAGGUCAAGGACAGGAUCCCAGUCUCCUACAAGCGUACAGGAUUCUUUGGGAAUGCCCUGUACGCCCUGGGGAUGACAGCGGUGGGCUUGGCCAUCCUGUGGUACGUUUUCCGUCUGGCUGGAAUGACGGGAAGGGAAGGCGGAUUCAGCGCUUUCAACCAGCUUAAGAUGGCUCGCUUUACAGUGGUGGAGGGGAAGAUGGGCAAAGGAGUCAGCUUCACGGACGUGGCAGGAAUGCAUGAAGCCAAACUGGAAGUCCGAGAGUUCGUGGAUUAUCUGAAGAGCCCGGAACGCUUCCUUCAGCUUGGUGCCAAGGUCCCCAAGGGUGCACUGCUGCUCGGCCCUCCUGGCUGUGGGAAGACGCUGCUGGCCAAGGCGGUGGCCACAGAGGCCCAGGUGCCCUUCCUGGCAAUGGCUGGCCCAGAGUUCGUGGAGGUCAUUGGAGGCCUUGGUGCUGCCCGUGUGCGGAGCCUCUUCAAGGAAGCCCGCGCCCGGGCCCCCUGCAUAGUGUACAUCGAUGAGAUCGACGCUGUUGGCAAGAAGCGCUCUACCACCAUGUCUGGUUUCUCCAACACUGAGGAGGAGCAGACACUCAACCAGCUUCUGGUUGAAAUGGACGGAAUGGGCACCACAGACCAUGUCAUCGUCCUGGCGGCCACUAAUCGAGCUGACAUUCUGGACAGCGCUCUGUUGAGGCCGGGCCGGCUAGACCGGCACGUUUUCAUUGAUCUUCCCACACUGCAGGAGAGGCGGGAGAUCUUUGAGCAGCACCUGAAGAGCCUGAAGCUGACCCAGGCUAGCAGCUUUUACUCACAGCGUCUGGCGGAGCUGACGCCCGGGUUCAGUGGCGCAGACAUUGCUAACAUCUGUAACGAGGCUGCGCUGCACGCUGCACGGGAGGGGCACACGUCCGUCCACACGUUCAACUUUGAGUAUGCCGUGGAGCGCGUCAUUGCUGGGACUGCCAAAAAGAGCAAGAUCCUGUCAAAGGAGGAGCAGAAGGUGGUUGCGUUUCAUGAAUCGGGCCAUGCCUUGGUUGGUUGGCUGCUGGAGCACACCGAGGCUGUGAUGAAGGUCUCCAUAGCGCCACGGACAAACGCUGCACUGGGCUUUGCCCAGAUGCUCCCGAGAGAUCAGCACCUCUUUACCCAAGAGCAGCUGUUUGAGCGGAUGUGUAUGGCCCUGGGCGGCCGUGCGUCAGAGGCCAUCUCCUUCAACAAGGUCACUUCUGGGGCACAGGAUGACCUGAGGAAGGUCACCCGCGUGGCCUACUCCAUGGUGAAGCAGUUUGGGAUGGCACCCAGCAUUGGGCCCAUCUCCUUCCCCGAGGCACAGGAGGGCCUUCUGGGCAUCGGACGGCGCCCCUUCAGCCAGGGUCUCCAGCAGAUAAUGGACCACGAAGCAAAGCUGCUGGUGGCCAAGGCCUACAGACACACUGAGAAGGUGCUGCAAGACAACCUAGAUAAGCUGCAGGCGCUGGCGAAUGCCCUGCUGGAGAAGGAAGUGAUCAACUAUGAGGACAUCGAGGCCCUCAUUGGCCCCCCACCCCAUGGGCCUAAGAAGAUGAUGGCACCACAGAGGUGGCCUGAUGCCCAGCGGGAGAAGCAAGACUCUGUGGAGGAGGAGGUGGCUCAGCAGCCUCCGCUUCAAGAAGAGCCCUCGUGGCCCAAGUAGUUGGAAUUCCCUGGCUGUUCGUGCAGGUGGCCCAGGAGGUGAAGUUUUACUUAGCUCGGAGUUUCUUUGCAACUGAGAUCUGCACCUCCUUUUUUAGCCCUUGAUGGUCUCUGCCGAAGGGCUUCUGGGGUCUACGUACUGAUCUCCUAUACGUGAUUAGUAAAUUUCUUUGCGGAGAUGACUGACUGGACUUUGCAUUUGUGUAUCAUUUUCCCCUAUGGGGAAGGCUGUCAGUGCUUGUUAUGAGCAUGCUUGUAAUGGUUUUCAUGCUCCCAGGCUUACAGACACUGUCGUGACUGCGUGUGGCCCUGUUGAUCCAGCGGCAGCACAGCAGUCAGACUGAACAGUCCCCUGUUCAUGCCUGAAGCUUGUGCACGGCCUGUCCCCGUUUUUGUGGCCCCCUCAGAAUGCUAACAGGACCUGAGCCAGCUGUCCUGGUCCUCACUGGUUCUCUCAUUGUGCUCACUCAUCAACGGGGCACAGUGUUGGAACCAGGCUCCGGGCUCUAGAGGAUUCAGACACCGCCACCUCCCACUGUAUGGUCCUUUGGGGUCUGGUCAUGCUGCGUGGGGGACACCAUGGUUUUUAAUGCCCUGAUAAUUUUUGUGAUAUUUUACUAAUAAAUUCUGUGGAUGGAGAA
This is a messenger RNA of Cynocephalus volans (Philippine flying lemur), 3194 nucleotides long. RefSeq names its product SPG7 matrix AAA peptidase subunit, paraplegin (gene SPG7). The coding region runs from base 182 to 2554 and encodes 790 amino acids. Gene Ontology annotation, cellular component: m-AAA complex; membrane. NCBI's taxonomy places the organism in Eukaryota, Metazoa, Chordata, Mammalia, Dermoptera, Cynocephalidae. Gene Ontology annotation, biological process: mitochondrial protein processing. The record is from RefSeq and is a predicted model, not a curated record. The transcript has 17 exons. Gene Ontology annotation, molecular function: ATP hydrolysis activity; metalloendopeptidase activity; ATP binding.